Messenger RNA from Gregarina niphandrodes, 166 nucleotides. RefSeq lists its product as hypothetical. The transcript has a single exon. The annotation marks the transcript as partial. The record is from RefSeq and is a predicted model, not a curated record. NCBI's taxonomy places the organism in Eukaryota, Apicomplexa, Conoidasida, Eugregarinorida, Gregarinidae.
GCUAACACCAGGCUUGCAAGUAUUUAAGGACCGCAUCCCACCGCCGAAUAUUCGUGACGCGAAUGGACAACAAGUUCCCAUCCCGCCACAAUUGCCCGCCCCCAUAUUUAUCGGGUUACCACAACUCGACCGUGCCCUGGGAUUUCAAGACCCCAGCGAGCCGUAA